AUGUCUGACAACCCCUCUCCAGAAUCCUGGGGCCCCAGCCCUGGCCAGACCUCCGGUUCCACCUCCGCCUCGAAUGGCAACGGAACAGCAACUCCUCCAAACGAUGUGGAGAUGAAGAGCUUGCGCCUUGAUCCCCCCAAAGGCUCAAUUCCCUUGGGGGAGGAUAUUAUGCAGUUGGCUCGGAUGGGGGAGAUUGGCACUAUGCAGAAACUCUUUACGGCCAAAAAGUUCACUGCAAACCACCGCGACGAGGAGGGGAUUACACCGCUGCAUUGGGCGGCAAUCAACAAUCAAUAUGCGAUGUGUAGAUUCCUGAUCGACUCCGGAGCCGAUGUCAACGCCAAAGGAGGAGAAUCGGUGGCAACACCAGCCAUGUGGGCUGCCCAACGGUGUCAUUAUUAUAUUGUGAACCUACUGCUCCAGAAUGGAGGGGAUCCUCUACUGACGGACGUCCAAGGAUACAACAUCCUACACCUCGCGACCAUCGAUGGCAACGCUUUCCUAGUCGUGCUGCUUCUACACCAGGAGAUCCCCGUGGACGUUGUUGACCAACAAGGGCAUACUGGACUGAUGUGGGCUGCAUACAAGGGGUAUCCUGCAUGUGUGGAUUUGUUCCUCCGAUGGGGCGCCAAUGCAAACGCCGUGGACGAAGGUGGCUUGACGCCGCUUCACUGGGCGCUGGUCAAGGGAUCGAUGCCCUGUGUCCUGAAGUUGCUUGAAUACGGCACCGACCGCUUCGCAAAAACCCGCGAUGGAAAAUCACCUGCGACUGUGGCGCAGGAGAUGAACACCUUGCGCGUUUGGUACCGCUCGCUCAACGAGCGCGGCUUUGAAUCUGAUGGCACCCAAAAAGUGGUGCCUUUGGGCCUUUCAAGCUUCGUACGCAACAAGAGCAUCAUGGCCAAGUUCUUCUUCCUCUGGCCUUUCUUGAUUAUUCUGAUUGCCAUCUGGAUGCUCAGUAACCUGGCGAUUUUCGUUGCUGUGCCCCUCGUGUUAGUGACAGUCUUCGGGAUGCAGUAUGUUGCACAGCAAUUUGCGAACAAGGGGCCUAUGGAAUAUCGCAUUCUGCAGAAAACACCGUAUCUAGCUGGUGUCUUUGCAGGCACGUUGUUCUGGGUUGGCUUCCGCUAUGCUUUCAAGGUGCUGCCAGCAACUUAUUCGUCGUCGCCGAUUCUGAACAUCUUGUUCGCGGUCUUCUUCUGCUUGACUGCUUAUUUCUACAUCUUUUCCAUGGUCCAGGACCCCGGUUAUGUUCCGAAAGUGAGCAGCAGAAAUCAGCAGAGAGAGAUUGUGAAGGAACUGUUCGACCAGUGGAAGUUCGACGAAGAGAAUUUCUGCAUCCCCUGUAUGACAAGAAAGCCACUCCGGAGCAGGCACUGUCGUCGUUGUGGGCGCUGCGUUGCGAAGCACGAUCACCAUUGCCCGUGGAUUGAUAACUGUGUUGGAUCGAACAAUCUCCGCCAUUUUGUUCUUUAUAUAGUCUCCCUCGAAGUUGGCAUCAUUCUGUUUGUGCAGCUGACUAUUGCCUAUAUCAAUUCUCUACCCGCUCCCACCAAUGCUACCUGCAAUGUUAUCAACGACACAUUGUGUGACUAUGCCUCUCGCGAUCCCUUCACCCUGAUUCUUAAUGUGUGGAUCACCCUCCAGCUGGUCUGGGUCACGAUGCUGUGCGCCGUCCAGCUCGUCCAGAUCUCUCGAAACCAGACAACCUACGAGAACAUGCGAGGCCACCACAUUGACCGGUCCUACCCAAGCUCCCAAGCCUUUGCAUCGGCCAUGACCGCCGGAACCACCUCAAUGGAAGCUGCGGGUCUUUCGGCUUCUGGACAAGGACCCAACCCGGCCCUCCGCGGCCCUCCCCCACACCGACGGAAAAACGGCUGCAUCCAACAAUGGUCAUCUCUUCUCGGAAUCGACGCUUUUUGGACAACCGCCAAGGACGGUCUCCGCGAUGGACCCCAGGCGGCUCGCCCCCGCAACCCCUUCUCCCGCGGUGUCGUCACCAACUGCCGCGACUUUUGGUGUGACCCGGCUCCGCUCUUCGGCAAGCGCCAGACUGGGGCGGCGAUGCUCGGCGGCGAGGUGAUCAACUAUCACGAUAUGUACGAAACCCCAAUGCGCAUGCACACUGGCAACCGGUCCGGCGAGGGACCAGGCUACCGCAGCGUUGCUGGCGAGGACCCCGAACGCAUGGUAUGA
Messenger RNA from Penicillium samsonianum, 2199 nucleotides. Its product is annotated as ankyrin repeat domain-containing DHHC palmitoyltransferase family protein. Gene Ontology annotation, molecular function: protein binding; palmitoyltransferase activity. Gene Ontology annotation, biological process: protein palmitoylation. Gene Ontology annotation, cellular component: Golgi membrane. The transcript is spliced from 4 exons. The record is from RefSeq and is a predicted model, not a curated record. Lineage: Eukaryota; Fungi; Ascomycota; Eurotiomycetes; Eurotiales; Aspergillaceae. Bases 1 to 2199 code for a protein of 732 amino acids.